GGGUGAGGUGGCAGAAGGCGCUAGCACCGGCUGAGAGUAGAAAAGUGGGCCCUCGUUAAACGUUUACGGCAUCACCAUGAUUACCUCACCGUUCUGCAAGCUGUCCCGACAGACGACGACCCACGCGUGCGCCCUCGUAUGUUCCCUUCUGAAGACCCAAUUGAUAGCUUUGCGCGAUAUUCUCGGAUCGUGACCGUCUAUCUGCAGGCUCUGUGAUGGCGACGUAAUGAUGACCACUUUCUCAUCGAGUGCCAAUGCACUCAGUCCAUGGGCGUGCGCCUUGUUGCCACUAUUGGCUGUCUUCCUCUACGGUGUCUACAAUGUUUGGGUCCACCCCUUACGUAAAUACCCCGGACCGAUCCUGUGGUGUGCAUACCGGGCCCCGUAUGUAGUAUCAACACAUAGAGGGCAACUUCACAGGCGGCUAAAGGACUUUCAUACCACCUAUGGACCGGUGGUUCGAAUCGCCCCGGAUGAGCUUUCUUACGCUGACAGCAGAGCGUGGAAAGACAUCUAUACAAGUCGGCCAGGCCACCAGCUUUUCCAAAAGAACAAGACAUGGUUCAAGAAACAAUCUCCAGAUGAGCCCCAGUCGAUCAUGAGUUUUGAUGAAGCUGCCCAUUCGCGGUUCAGACGCGCAUUUGCACCAGCCUUUUCGGAUACAGCCUUGAGGGAGCAAGCGCCGAUAGUAGAAGGUUACGUCGACUCAUUGGUCUCAAAGUUACGAGACUCAAAGCUCCGUAGCGUAGAUUUGGAGCUGUUGCUUGAGUGUAUGGCCUUUGACAUUAGCAGCGACCUAUCCUUUGCUGAUUCUUUCGGCUCUCUCGAGGGUGGCAAGACGCAUCCUUGGGUCGAAAUUGCCAAAGGUUUCGGCAAAGGCCUUGCACUCAUCGCCUCAAUUAACCAGUAUCCGCCGGUAGAUCGUGUUCUACGGUUGAUAAUCCCCAAAAAGGUCAUUGAAAAGAUGAAAGACCACGCCAUGAUGAGCAGCGCCAUGGCACAAAAGCGCCUGAGCAUGAAGACUGACCGGCCAGACUUCGUGACGGCGACUAAGAAGUACGUUGACGCGAAAGGGGGGAUCGAAGGAAAAGAAUGGGACAUCAACCUCAUGAUUAUGGUCUUCUCUGGAAGCGAGACAUUGGCCUCUUCGCUCACUGCCAUCUUCCGCGAACUCGUCCAACAUCCAGGCGCUCUCCAACGUCUGACUACUGAGAUUCGCUCCACCUUUGUGUCGGAAGAAGAGAUCACCUUAGCUUCAACGACCCACCUCCCAUACCUGAACGCCGUCAUAGACGAAGGCCUCCGCCUCGACCCACCCGCACCGGUGACCCCACCCAAAGUCGUUCCUGCAGAGGGAGACAUAGUGUGCGAUCGCUUUGUUCCAGGCGGCACAUACGUUGCCUAUAACCAAUACUCGGGCAACAGGCAAGCCUACAAUUUCCAUCUGCCGAAUACCUUCCUACCUGAACGUUUUUUGCCAUCUCAUCGGAAUGAGAAGGACGACAUGGCCAGCUUCCAGCCGUUCCACAUGGGCAGACAUCAGUGCAUCGGGGUGAAACUAGCAUAUGCCGAGAUGAGGAUUGCCAUUUCGAGAAUUGUAUACUCAUUCGACCUGCGGCUGGCAGACGCAAAAGACACAUUCGAUUGGGGUGAUCAGUCGACAUACAUAUUCUGGGAGAAGCGGCCACUCAAGGUGGUCAUCACUCAUGCAGAGUAGUGACGGGUGUCCAAAAUGGGAACGAAACCUGCAUAAGGAAAUCAGCGCUCGUUUUACGGGUCAGUUUAUAGUUUGCUCGUAUCUGUUGCUCGAAUGUUAACUUAAUCUUGUAUCGCCACCUCAGUAUCAAUUCAAUACCCUUCCCAAUUUGCUCUUGCAUCGGCAACGUUCACAUUCGCCGAUCUUUGCCAGUGGAAGACGUCGACGAAGACCCACUUCCCGUCGCCGCUUCUAGCGGCCGCUCGCAACUCCGCGACCCACGAUAAUCACGAGCAAGUCAAGGAUCGAAUCCACUGCCAAUAGUGUCUCGUGAGCCACCAUGCAGCAACCAGUAGGCGAGCACCGCAGGAUUGCAUAGCCGAGAGGUCGUGCUC
Molecule: messenger RNA, 2091 nt
Organism: Boeremia exigua
Lineage: Eukaryota; Fungi; Ascomycota; Dothideomycetes; Pleosporales; Didymellaceae
Product: cytochrome P450
Exons: 3
Coding region: 227-1717 (496 amino acids)
Molecular function (GO): iron ion binding; oxidoreductase activity, acting on paired donors, with incorporation or reduction of molecular oxygen; heme binding
Source: RefSeq, a predicted model, not a curated record